AUGGUGGAAACUGGUCGUAAGAUUAUCCCUAUCUUUUAUGGCGUUACACCUGCGGAUCUUAUUCGCCAGAAAAAGAAUGAAGGCGUCUAUGCAGAAGCAUUGAACAAGCAUCAAAUCAGAGAUCACUCACUAACCUCUCAAUGGAGAAUAGCCCUUGAAAAAGCAUCAAAUAUUUCAGGGUUGGAACUGGAUUCAAAAACGUUCGGCGGGGACCAGGGAAAGCUCCUGAAAUCUAUUGUCGCUCAAGUUAUGGAAUAUGUUUGGAAGGAGCGGGUGGGCACUACUGAUAGCGGCUUCGUUGGCCUAAAUGAAGCAAUCGACAAUUUCAAUUCCUUCCUAUCCAAAUGUAGCAAGCCUGAUGCCAGUGUUGUUAAGAUUGUGGGAAUUGUGGGAACUGCGGGCUCUGGGAAGACAACUCUAGCGGAACAUUUCUACUAUCGCCAGCGCUAUUGGUUUGACAGAUCAAGUUUGCUCUUUGGUGUAAGCAAAGCAUCUGAACGAAAUGGACUGCAAAGUUUGCAGAGGCAGCUGUUAAACGACCUCACGAACGACUCAAGUGUCAAAAUCAACAAUGUAAGUCUUGGCAAAGAGAUUCUUACAGAUCGUAUAAAUCGCCUAAGUCGCAAGAGAUCACUAAGAUUUCUCAUUGUAAUCGAUGGUGUUGAUCAUCGAGAGCAGUUAGAUGCUCUUCUCCUCAAGGAUUGUGUUUUGGGCUCGGAAAGCUGCGUUAUAGUCACGUCCCGUGAUAAGGCCAUCCUCAAUCUUUCAGGAAUCUCACUGCAGUACGAGAUGAAACCCCUCAGUCCCGAUGAUGCUAAAAAGCUCUUCAGAACACACGCCUUCCCAAAAUCUGAGUUUGUUUUUGGAUAUGAGGACUUGGUAGAAGUUGCUUUGAAAAAAUGUGGAGGCUUACCCUUAUUUCUCAAGGCUAUGGGCGAGCAUCUCCGUUUGUAUGGCAAUAAUAAUAGAGAAUAUUGGGAAAACCACCUGGAGACGAUUUCCCAAAUAUCUGACAUUGUUCAUGCCUACUAUGGUGGUCUUGAAGAAGAGGAGAAGCAGAUAUUUCUAGACAUUGCUUGCUUUUUCGUCGGAGUAGAAAGGAAUCGUGCAAUACGUAUAUUGGCUGGAUCAGGAUGGAGAUUUGUGCGCGCCCUUCAAAAGCUGGAGUACCUGUCGCUUGUUGAAACCGAUGAGAAGAACCGGUUAAAGAUGCAUGAAUGUCUCUGUAGUUUGGGAAAACAUAUAGCAGAUCAGCAUCUUUACAACUCCCCCUUUCUUCCCAAUCGCCUAUGGCGUCCACACGAUGCUGCAAACUAUCUCGGAGAUCUACUACGGGUGCCGAAACGAACGAAAUGUAGGGGAAUGACGCACGCUACUUGUCUUCGGCGCCAUGGAAAGGGAAAACUGAAAAUAGAACUUCUUGAUGUGGACGGUGAUCUUUCAUCUUCUAAAAUGAAGGAGCAAUUAACAGAUCUGAUAUGGUUUCGUUGGAAAAAUUGUCCGAGAAAAAGCAUUCCUCUUGUUAAGAUGAAGAACUUGAGAGUGUUGGAACUCGUGAAAGGGAAGCUCAAAAGGCUGUGGGAUCCUAGUCCUACUUUCAAGUUUCCCCCACAGUUGAGGGAGUUGAAUAUUAUAAAGUGCACCUCUUUUGCAACAAUGUCACCUAGGAUCGAAUCGUUUAAGCUUUUGGAGAAGAUGACAUUGCGUGGCGCUAGCAAUCUGAGAAGUUUACCAAAUGAAUUCUGCAAGCUUAAAUGUUUGAGAUACUUGGAACUAAGGGACUGUGAACGCCUGACAACCUUGCCAGAUUGUUUUGGGCUAUUGACAAAUCUUGAACACUUAGAACUUUCUGGCUGCAAACAGUUAUCUUCACUGCCACGUUCCUUUGGUCAGCUAACACAACUGGAAACUCUUGAUUUGAGAGAUUGUGGGAACCUGAUAAUCCACGCAGAUAUAUUUCGGCAAAUUAGGAGCAUUGAAGAGUUGAACUUCGAAAACUGUGAGAAGUUGCAGCUGUUGCCAACUGAAACGACAUUACAAGCCUCUUUGAAAAAGCUCAAUUUGGUCGGUACCAGUUUGGAAGAAUUGCCGGAAGAUAUCGAUCAAUUGACAAACUUGGAGCACUUAGAGAUAGGGAGUCGCUUCUUGAAAAGACUACCGUACCCUUCUCUGGAGAAUCUUCCAUCAUUGAUGGAGCUUCAGCUGCUCAAAAGCUCGCAGCUCAUUGAUCAUCCGCAAUCUAUCGGGCGCUUGAAUCUACGUUUCAUGGAAACAACUGGUGCUAUGAUAUAUGCACCGUGA
This is a messenger RNA of Cryptomeria japonica (Japanese cedar), 2301 nucleotides long. RefSeq names its product disease resistance protein RPV1-like. The record is from RefSeq and is a predicted model, not a curated record. Lineage: Eukaryota; Viridiplantae; Streptophyta; Pinopsida; Cupressales; Cupressaceae. Gene Ontology annotation, molecular function: ADP binding. The coding region runs from base 1 to 2301 and encodes 766 amino acids. Gene Ontology annotation, biological process: signal transduction; defense response. The transcript is spliced from 4 exons.